Molecule: messenger RNA, 3669 nt
Organism: Solea senegalensis (Senegalese sole)
Lineage: Eukaryota; Metazoa; Chordata; Actinopteri; Pleuronectiformes; Soleidae
Gene: kif5ab
Product: kinesin family member 5A, b
Exons: 24
Coding region: 395-3235 (946 amino acids)
Biological process (GO): mitotic spindle organization; microtubule-based movement
Molecular function (GO): ATP binding; microtubule motor activity; microtubule binding
Source: RefSeq, a predicted model, not a curated record
GCUGCCGACCGGACUAGUGUGGACUCCUCUCCACAUUUACAUUUACAACAUUUACAACUCUGCAUUUGUUGCUCUCCGCUCAGCUGUGCCUUGAGUUUAGUUUGAGGGCGCUUGAAAGAAGGCAACCCUCUCUUUAAUUGCAGUUUUUCACCAUUUCUUCAAUGAGUAAAUUUGGACGUGGUCUCCUUUAAAACUCGUAGUAGUCCAUCCAUUCUUCCAAAUGCCUCGCCUGCCAGUCUCGCUUCGCAUGUGGGCAUAAGCCGAUGGUUUCAGCCCGCGUCCAGGUGGUUUACAGGAAGAGACUGCACGGGGAUUUAAAAAAAGAAGAAGCAUAUUUCUUAAACACCUCUUUGAAUUUUGGAAACGUGUCAUCGUUUUUUUCAUCCCCUUCACAAUGGCUGAUGCAAAUGCAGAAUGCAACAUCAAGGUGUUGUGUCGAUUUCGACCCCUGAACCGAUCUGAAAUCAUCCGCGGAGAUAAGUUCAUCCCAAUAUUUCAAGGAGAAGACACUGUCAUCUUCGGGGGGAAGUCGUAUGUGUUUGACCAGGUUUUCCCCACGAACACCACCCAGGAACAGGUCUACAACACCUGUGCCAAACAGAUUGUCAGAGAUGUACUGGGUGGAUACAAUGGGACGAUCUUUGCCUAUGGGCAGACUUCCUCCGGAAAGACACACACCAUGGAGGGGAACCUUCACGACCCACAGGGAAUGGGAAUCAUUCCUCGGAUUGCUGAGGAUAUUUUUGAACAUAUAUUUGCGAUGGAUGAGAACCUGGAAUUCCAUAUCAAGGUAUCCUACUUUGAGAUCUACAUGGAUAAAAUCCGGGACCUGCUGGAUGUGACAAAAACCAACCUUUCAGUGCAUGAAGACAAAUACAGGGUUCCUUACGUGAAGGGCUGCACCGAGCGCUUUGUCACAAGUCCUGAGGAAGUGAUGGAUGUGAUAGAUGAAGGAAAGGCCAGCCGUCACGUUGCUGUCACGAACAUGAAUGAGCACAGUUCCCGCAGCCACUGCAUCUUCCUAAUAAACAUCAAACAGGAAAAUGUGGAGACGGAACAGAAGCUGAGUGGGAAGCUGUACCUGGUUGACCUUGCAGGUAGUGAGAAGGUCAGUAAGACCGGGGCAGAGGGAGCGGUGCUGGAUGAGGCUAAGAACAUCAACAAGUCUUUGUCGGCUCUGGGGAAUGUCAUCUCAGCCUUGGCUGAGGGAACGAAAUCCCACGUGCCGUACCGUGACAGCAAAAUGACUCGCAUUCUGCAGGACUCGCUGGGGGGAAACUGUCGCACCACCAUGUUCAUCUGUUGCUCUCCCUCUAGCUACAACGACGUGGAGACCAAAUCCACUUUGAUGUUUGGCCAAAGAGCCAAGACCAUCCGGAAUACUGUGUCAGUGAAUCUGGAGCUCACAGCAGAGCAGUGGAAGAAGAAGUAUGAGAAGGAAAAGGAGAGGAACAGAUCAAUGAAGGAGACUGUUCAGAGGUUGGAGGCUGAGCUGAACUGCUGGAGGAACGGUGAGAAUGUUGUCGUUUUGGAGCAGUUGAGUGAGGGAUCAGAAGAUGCUCCACUGGUGCCUGAGACUGAGGAGCCGGUUCUUGACAUCAGCAGUCCAUGCACCCCCUGCACCCCCUGCACCCCCUGCACUCCAUGCUCCAUCGCGUCCUCGAUUGUGGUUCACAUUUCUGAGGAGGAGCGGCAGAAGUACGAGGAGGAGAUCCGGAAGCUUUACAAACAGCUGGAUGAUAAGGAUGGUGAGAUCAACUACCAGAGCCAGAUGGUGGAGAAGCUGAAGGAGCAGAUGCUCAACCAGGAGGAGCUUCUUGCAUCAUCCAGGGGGGACAGUGAGAAGGUGCAGUCAGAACUCGGCAGGCUGCAGACAGAAAAUGAAUCUGCAAAGGCAGAGGUGAAGGAGGUCCUGCAGGCCCUGGAGGAGUUGGCUGUCAACUAUGACCAGAAGAGCCUGGAGGUUGAGGAGAAAAGCAUCCAGAACAAGCUCCUGGCUGAGGAGCUUGCAAAGAAAAUGAGUCACCUGAUGGCAUUGGAGGCAGAGCUGUCCCGUAUCCAAGAAGUGAGCAGCCACCAGAGGAAACGCAUCACUGAGAUUCUCAACGGGCUCAUGAGGGACUUGAGUGACUUCAGCACCAUCGUUGGAAACAAGGAUAUCAAGCUGCCCAUGGAGAUUACCGGUGCGAUCGAGGAGGAGUUCACUGUGGCUCGCCUCUACAUCAGUAAGAUAAAGUCGGAGGUGAAGUCCAUGGUGAAGCGCUGCCGCCACCUGGAGAACCUGCAGAUGGAGUGUCACCGCAAGAUGGAGGAGACGGGGAGAGAGCUGUCCUCAUGUCACCUCCUCAUUUCACAGCACAGGGCCAGGAUCCGCUCUCUGACUGAGUACAUGCAGAACGUGGAGACGAAGAAGAGACAGCUGGAGGACAGCUACGACUCUCUGAGUGAGGAGUUGGCCAAAGUCCAAGCACAAGAGAGUGUGUCACGGAUGACCAGGGGGGAGAGUGAAAAGUCGGUCCAGGAUUACUGUGAUAUAAAGAGAGUUCUGGAGCAGCAGAUGGAAUCGCACCGUGAAAUGCACAGCAAACAGCUCGGCCACCUGCGAGACGAGAUCAUUGAGAAGCAGAAGAUCAUUGACGAGUUAAACGACUGUAACCAGCAGCAACAGCUCGAGCUGGAGCAACUGCACGUUGACUUUGAGUGUCUCAGGAGCCAAGAACAUCACAAGAGCCGCCAGCUGGAGGAACUGACAUUUCUUAAUGAGCGGCAUGAACAGUCGAAGCAGGACCUCAAAGGGCUGGAGGAGACGGUUGCUCGAGAGCUCCACACCCUGCACAACCUCCGCAAGCUUUUUGUGCAAGACCUCACAUCUCGAGUUAGAAAAAGUGCAGGGAUGGAGCCCGAUCAUACUGGAGGAUACAUCACCCAGAAACAGAAAAUUUCCUUCCUUGAAAACAACCUGGACCAGCUUACAAAGGUCCACAAACAGCUGGUACGUGACAAUGCAGACCUUCGCUGUGAGCUUCCAAAACUGGAGAAACGUCUUCGGUCUACAGCUGAGCGAGUUAAGGCCCUGGAGGGUGCACUGAAGGAGGCAAAAGAGGGAGCCAUGAAGGACCGCUGCCACUACCAGCAGGAGGUGGAGCGAAUCAAAAACGUGAUGAGGACCUACAAUCCCUUCCGCCGGCCCCAUGCUGCACAGAUUGGUAAUGCGUACACCGCAUUCACAGAUUAAACGAGUCAUCUCAGUAGAAGAUAUGUAAUCAGAUGAAAUGAUGAUAGGCGUCCUCUAUAGGUAGGCAAUGAGCCAUUUCAUCCAUUAAUAUGUUUUCUGUGGAUGUCACCCUGAGCUUCUCUUGUUAUCGCAAAGCUGUUUAUGACAUGCACUGCUUUCCUACAAUCUGUGCUAUUCGGUACGCAAUAAUAUCACACACAUCAUGUCUGCAACCUUUUUUUUAUUAUCUCUAACAAAUGUUUUCAAAACAAAAUCAUGUUAAAGCUCCAGUGCCCCAGAGGAAUUCUGAGUAGUCACCACAACACUGGUGCCACAUUCUCAUUAAAUAUGUCAUGUAAUUACGCACCAUUCUUCAGUCCUCCACAUCCAAUUUACCAAUAAGCAUUUAUCCUUUAGCUGUAAAAUCCAUUCUCUUGCUCUUUUCAAGUAUAAAA